Molecule: messenger RNA, 1332 nt
Organism: Mytilus trossulus (common blue mussel)
Lineage: Eukaryota; Metazoa; Mollusca; Bivalvia; Mytilida; Mytilidae
Product: interleukin-1 receptor accessory protein-like
Exons: 6
Coding region: 1-1332 (443 amino acids)
Biological process (GO): signal transduction
Source: RefSeq, a predicted model, not a curated record
AUGGGGUUAAAUGUUACGGUCUCCAAACCAUCAUACGUCGGUGAUAUUGGAAGUUCUAUAACCUUGGGGUGUAACAUAACAUCAGUAUCCAGUGCCGUCAGUGAGGUCCGCUGGUAUUUUCAUUCCAGCGGAAGAUACCAUCGUCUGGAACCUAUAUGUAACACAGGAAAGUAUAGUAAACCUACACCAGAGAACCCAUCACUUACAAUUGAAAAACUGGCUUUAAACGAUGUUGGACCUUACAUGUGCUCUGCAACUAAUGGAGACGGAUUAAAUGUCAACAGCACUACCACAACUUUAUCACUGCUCAAUUCUAGAGGGUUAAAUGUUACUGUCUCUGAACCAUCAUAUGUAGGUGAGAUUGGAAGUUCCAUAACCUUGGGUUGUACUAUUACAUCUGAAUCCAGUAACACCAGUGAAGUCCGCUGGUAUUUUCAUUCCAGUGGAAAAUAUCAUCGACUGGAACCUUCAUGUUACACAGAAGAGCAUAGUAAAUCUUCAUGUAGAACAGGAAAGUACAGUAAACCUACACCAGAAAACCCAUCAUUAACAAUUGAAAAACUGAAUUUAAACGAUGUUGGACCUUACAUGUGCUCUGCAACUAAUGGAGACAGAUUUACUGUUAACAGCACUACAACAACUUUAUCAUUGCUUGAUUCCAAAGAAAUCAGGAAGGUGGUCUUCAUAUUAGGUUUAAUUUGUUGUCUUCUUGUAUUGCUGGUUGUUACUGGACUAGUUCUAAGGAAGAAUAAACCAAUGUUUUUCCUGCAAAUAGCAUAUACAUUUCAAAGGGCUGAAGAUGAUGAUUCAAAGUUAUGGGACGCAUUUAUAUCAUUUAAGUCACAAGACGCUGACCACCAGUUCGUAUCCAGUAAACUUUAUAUGAAGUUGGAAACUCAGUUGGGUUACAAAUUGUGCAUACACCAUAAAGACUUCUUACCAGGAAAAGCAAUUGCUAAUAAUAUAGUGGAUUCUAUUGCUAACAGCCGUCGUACUAUAUUGAUCAUAAGUAGAGAGUAUCUUCAAGGAGGAUAUACUACUUUUGAAUUGGAAAUGGCUCAUGCUGAAAUGAUUUCAACUAAAUCAAAGCACAAGAUCAUUCCAGUAUUACUAGACAAAUAUGAAAAUUUACAAGGUUUAAUGGAUGAUACGUUAAAACAUAUAAUUCAAUCUGUCACCUACAUUACUUGGCCAGGAGAAACCAGUCAAAGGGAUGUUAAAACGUUUUGGAAAAGACUUGAACUUUCAAUGCCAAAGAAAUCACGCAAACUUUGCAACAAAAGCGAUGAAAAUACUCAAUUGUUGAGUAACUGGCUUGAAACAUCUGCAUAA